UUCUUCCCUUGGAAACUGCUGGUUGGUGGUGGUCAACAGAAGUCUCAACAUAGACAUAGGCGAGGAAGGUUCUUGCUGAGACUCACCCCAAGAAAACCCCAAAGGAGCACCCUGAGAACUGAUUUCAGGAUGAAGCUGCAAGGGCGAAGAAGUGCUUUUAACACCAACAAAUGCUGCCCUUUGACCAACAGAUGCAGAAGGAUUCUUCUCCCAAAUACUGCAGCCCCCGAGGUGAGAAUCUGGCUCCUAAGAGGGCAACUUCCUCUCCUGCUGCUGUGCUCAAGUCUGCAGAGACCCACGGUCGCAGUUAAAAUUGACUUUGACUUGGCACCAAGUUCCUUUGAUGAUCAGUACCAAGGCUGCAGCCAACAAGUCAUGGAGGACCUGAUUCAAGGGGAUUAUUUUACAAAAGAACUAGAAUCUGGUAGGAAUUACCACAGGGUCUGGCAACGUGCACACUUAACCUGGUUGAGACAAGGAAAAGCUCUCCCUGAGAACAUGACUAUUACACAUGCUGUGGCCAUCUUGGUUUAUUCAUCGAACGACAGUGUUCGUUCAGACUUCUCCAGAGCCAUGGCCAGUGCUGCUGGGUCUCCCCAGCAAUAUAAACAUUCAUUCCAUUUCAAGUAUCUACACUACUACCUGACCACGGCAAUCCAGCUGCUGAGGAAAGAGGUUGUCACAAGGAAUGACUCUCCGUGUUAUGAGGUGCACCAUGAGGUGAAGGGCGUUUACUUGGAAGCCCCCAUGGGUGCCACCAUUCGCUUUGGCCAAUUCCUCUCCACCUCUCUCCUGAGAGAAGAGGCACAGAAGUUUGGGGACCAAACUCUAUUUACCAUAUUGACCUGCCUGGGGGCACCUGUACAAGACUUCUCUCUCAAGAAGGAGGUCCUGGUCCCUCCCUAUGAGCUGUUUGAAGUUGUAAAUACGAGCUACCACCCAAGAGGAAAUUGGUUGCAAUUGCGGUCAGCUGGGACCCAGAGCACGUAUAACUGUCAGCUGCUAAAAGGAAAAUGUGCUUUGCAAUGGCACGGAUAUACGGGGCAUUCUAGACAGAGAGACUUCCAGCAAAAAGUGCAUCCCUACUCCCAUAGUUAUUGCUUCUCUCUCAUUUUUGACCUGUGUCAUCAUCUCUUCCAAAAGUAGAGCAUAAAGGAAGGUUGUGGUUUUUGCCUUCCCUGUACCCUUUUGCUUUAUUCCAGUCAGGGCACCCUGAAUACCCGUAAAGAAUCAUUCUGCCCAGCUAUCAACUGAUUCAGAGCUGGCUCAGUCCACUGCCUAUGGGUAGACCUGUAGGUAUAUUUCUUCUUCAUGGAUACAGAGAUUCAUGUGGGGUAGAAAAUGACUCAAUCUGAGCCUGUGAGACAUAAUCAGGGU
Messenger RNA from Balaenoptera ricei (Rice's whale), 1377 nucleotides. It is a transcript of the gene ART4, whose product is annotated as ADP-ribosyltransferase 4 (inactive) (Dombrock blood group). Gene Ontology annotation, molecular function: NAD+-protein-arginine ADP-ribosyltransferase activity; NAD+ poly-ADP-ribosyltransferase activity. The record is from RefSeq and is a predicted model, not a curated record. The transcript has 4 exons. Bases 130 to 1146 code for a protein of 338 amino acids. NCBI's taxonomy places the organism in Eukaryota, Metazoa, Chordata, Mammalia, Artiodactyla, Balaenopteridae.